Symbiodinium natans is the source of this 1473-nucleotide messenger RNA. The record is from the annotation of a GenBank genome assembly. NCBI's taxonomy places the organism in Eukaryota, Dinophyceae, Suessiales, Symbiodiniaceae.
AUGGCACCUCAUUUGCCCAUGGAGUCGUCGGACUCUGACAUCUCGGAUGAAGGGAAGUCUCGCUGGAAGGGGAAGCUUCAGAGGUUUCUGGUCCCCAUCGUGUUCAUCACGUAUGUCAUCACCAAAGCCUUGGACCGGGUUUUCAUCUACCGGGUACAAAAGUCGAUGGCCCAUUACAGCACUAUUCUCAUGAGCAUCUACUGGCCUCCGGGCAUCUGCUUGGCAUGCUUCUCCUUUCUAUUUCUCCUGAAUGGAUCCAAGAGCCUCCUUGGAAUGAGGGGAAAAGAUGAGAUGAAGGCAUUUCAGCCACUGGGCCUCGGGUGGUUUUCGCCCAUCAGCGAGUUUGCUUCAGCACAGGGUCGUGUGCCGCAGGCAUGGUUUGCCCUGAUCGGGUUUCUGGACCAGAUCAACGCCACCUUCUCGGCUCCCCCAUCGGUCUACAUCCCAGUGGUCUUGCAGACGCCCUUGAAUAACCUGGUGGUUUUUUGGGUGAUGCUCAUCUCCCUCAUCUACCUGAAGAUGUCCUUUAGAACGGUCCACUACGCAGGCGUGCUUCUCAUCCUCUGCUCCUGCAUUGUGGGUGAGCUGGUUGAGCUCCAGGGGCCACCCGAUAUGGUCUGCAAUGGGCUCGACACUGCCCAAGAAAUUUUCCAAGAUGACAGCUUGCCCAUCUCCCAAACAGCGAGAUGGGCCGUAGGCAAUGCCACUGAGAAGUGUGUGCGAGGUUUGCCGCCCUACAAGGGCUCCGAUGGCCGGAUCAUCUACGUCCCCUUCGGAACCAUCGCCUCGAUGUAUCUGCUUUUCAUUGGCACCGUGAUCCCCUAUGCCUUCGUGAACGUCUACAAGCAGAAGAAGCUGAAGCAGGUGAACCUGGAUGUGGCUUGGGCCUUUUUCUGGCAGAGCGCUUGGCAGGUUUUGUGGGGCCUCGUCUUCAUCCCGGCCUGCUGGAUCCCCUGGCCCACGCCCAGUGGCGCCAACGAGGCCUCCUUCUCCACCUUCGGCCAGGACUUAGCCGACUCCUGGACCUGCUUCAUGGGCCAAAACCCGAAUCCAAAGGUCACCACCUGCUCUGCCGAACCCGCCUGGGCUUGGUUUAGCAUCUACCUGCUCUUCAACGUCUUCUUCAACCUCUGCCUCAUGUGGCUCAUCAAGCGCAUGUCCAGCACCUGGGCCGCCGUCGGCGCGAUCCUCUGUGGGAACCUGGGCGGCUUCUUCAGCCAGUUUGAGCUUUUCGGGGGCAAGUCGGCACAGCCGCUCUCCAUGGAGCAGUGGAUGGCGCUCAUCCUCUCUACCAUCGCCAUGUGGGUCUACAACAUCGAGGAUGAAAUGGACGCGAAUGGCCGAUCUGUCUACGGCGAGGUAGCACGGGGCGACCACCGCUACGAUACAAAGGGGGACAUGGGCCUCGACCCUGACUCGGACGAGUUCCAUUCCGACAACGAGCCGAAUGCAGAGGACCACACGACUCUGUGA